Messenger RNA from Lates calcarifer (barramundi perch), 2404 nucleotides. RefSeq names its product alkaline phosphatase 3 (gene alp3). NCBI's taxonomy places the organism in Eukaryota, Metazoa, Chordata, Actinopteri, Centropomidae. The record is from RefSeq and is a predicted model, not a curated record. Gene Ontology annotation, biological process: dephosphorylation. The transcript has 11 exons. Gene Ontology annotation, cellular component: plasma membrane. Gene Ontology annotation, molecular function: alkaline phosphatase activity. The coding region runs from base 89 to 1711 and encodes 540 amino acids.
UGGAGUGAUUGGAGGCAAGCUUUAUUUCAGUUGAGGAGGUGUUUGUUGGGAAGCUUUAGAGGAGCUCGUCUCCAGCCUGAACUUGGUCAUGGAGUCGACAAGAGUGGCCAUCUUGGCUCUCUCUCUGCUGGUGGUGUUCGGAUCAUCCAGUGCCAAAGUUGAGGAAGAGAACCCAGAGUUCUGGAGGUCACAGGCACGGAAGACAUUGCAGUCGACUUUGGACAGAAAACUCAACACCAAUGUUGCCAAGAACAUCCUGCUCUUCCUUGGAGAUGGCAUGGGAAUCACAACCUACACAGCGGCUUGGAUCCUCAAGGGACAGCUGCAGAACCAGACAGGAGAGGAGACAGUGAUGACCAUGGACACCUUCCCCAACGUGGGAUUGGCUAAAACCUACAGUGUGGACUUCCAGAUCCCAGACAGUGCAGCCACAGCCACAGCGUAUCUAUGUGGAGUGAAAACCAACCUGAACACCAUCGGCGUGAGCGCAGCGGCUCGCAACGGAGUCUGCAAGACUCAGAAGGGCAACGAGGUCACGUCCAUUCUGAAGUGGGCCAAAGAUGCUGGAAAGUCUGUUGGGAUUGUAACAACCACACGGGUGCAGCAUGCUACUCCAGCAACCAGCUACGCCCACAGUGCGAGCAGGAAGUGGUACAGCGACGCCGACAUGCCUGAUGCUGCCAAGAGGGACGGCUGCACAGACAUCUCCUCUCAGCUCCUCAAUAACACAGACAUAGAUGUGAUCAUUGGUGGUGGCAGAAAGUACAUGACCCCCAGGGGCACCAAGGACCCAGAGUACCCCAGGGAUUACUCCUCUAGGGGCAAAAGAAAAGAUGGACGCAAUCUCAUCAAUGAGUGGCAGAGGUUGAAAAUUGGAAAGGUAGCUCGCUACGUGUGGAAUAAAACCGAUUUUGAUGCCGUUGACCCUGAAACCACAGACUACCUCAUGGCUCUGUUUGAACCUGGUGAUCUGCGCUUUGAGGCGGACAGGGACCCGAGCAUGGACCCUUCCAUUGUUGAGACCACAGAAAAGGCCAUCCGCAUCCUCCAGAAAAAUCCUAAAGGUUUCUUCCUGCUAGUGGAGGGUGGCCGUAUCGACCAGGCUCACCAUGAUGGUCGGGCAUACAUGGCCCUCCACGAGACGGUUGCUUUUGACUACGCCAUUGCCAAGGGCCUUGAACUCACCAAAGAGCAUGAAACUCUCACUAUAGUGACGGCAGACCACUCCCACCCUGUUUCCCUCAAUGGCUUCCCAUUUCGAGGGCAAAGCAUUCUGGGUAAAUCACCACUGUGGGGUACAGACAUGCUGCCUUACACCACGCUGAUGUACGGCAAUGGACCCGGACACAAAAUCACCAAUGGCAAACGCCCUGAUCUCCGCAAUGUCAACACCAAAACUAAAGACUACGUCCAGCUGUCUGCAGUGCCCACAGAGUCGACCACCCACAGUGGAGAGGAUGUGGCAGUGCUUGCUCGUGGACCCAUGGCCCACCUCUUCCAGGGUGUCCAAGAGCAGAACUACAUUGCCCACGCCAUGGCCUAUGCUGCCUGUGUGGGGGCUGACAUGAGGCACUGCCAGGGGCAAACUCAGCCACCUGUAGUUCACACCACCUUCACCGGUGAUAAGAACGGGAAUGGGGGAACUCAUGGCUCAGUGACUCUACUCAUGAGCCUCCUCAGCGCACUCUUGGCAAUUACACUGCUGAUGUAGGAUCCCUUUCCUUAGUGAAUCCUAUUGAUCUCAUUCCACAUGCGACAUUAAAGAGAUCAGAGGUCAGGGUCACAGAGGAGUGGGCAGGGGUUCAGAGGUUGGAUAGAAUCAUUAAUGUUAGUGUCCAUUCUCUAACUGAUGAAGGAAGAUGGGCACAAACAUUAUACAGAUAAUAACUACUGAAUGUACAUUUGCCUUAUUUAAACUUUAACAGCUUAUUGAAUCCCUGUGUUAUAACAAUAAAGCUGUCCUUGACUAGAGAGUUGGUUUGUUGCUUUAUUAAUUUGAAUAUAAAACAAUGUAUAUGUCAUGUAUUGCUUUCAGCUUUGUAACAAUGUAUUUUUCAACCAAUCAAAUGGGUAUUUGAUGGUUUCUUUGGCAUAAGACGUAGAAGAAACCAUAAAGGAACUGACCCUUCAAUUUAUCUGAGAGAUUUUAUGUUUCCAAAUUGGCCAAUUUCCAUUUUCUGCUUCAGGUUUCAUGUUGAAAAAUGAAAUAAAUAGAGCUGUCAUGGAGCUCUCAUCCCCUAGCACAUUUAAAGGAAUAGUUCUGUAUUUUGGGAAGUGUGCAAAUUAGUUUUGUUGCUGAGAGUUGGUGGUUUACACCAUGCUCAUAUCUGAUUGCUAUGUAUGGAGCUAGCACUGGUCUUGUCAUGGUGAUGGAAGUUGUCAUUAAAUAUUCUGAGCAUUUUCA